AUCCACUCUCUGACUGUGAAAUCUGGAAAAAAGAUUGCAGAAGUGUGACAUUCACCCAAGAAGGGUGACUGCUAAACCUAUUGGAAAAUUCCCGGAGUGUUGCAGUUUUGGGGUGAAAAUUUCACAAGAUCGCUUUGUUUCUCUGUGCAGCUCUUGAAGUUAGCAGAAGUUCAUUGAACUUCCUUGGUCUGGUCCCUGGCAUCGCACAGAAUUUAUGCACAUGCUUAAUUUUGAGCACGCUAGCAGCUCCGUUGGAUUCAUUGCUUUUGGAACAUGCAGUUCCUACUCUAGAGCUUUGCAGGCAGAGGUACCUACAAAUGUAGAGGUGGCUGUUGAAAUCCAAGUAAUGGAUGGUUCAUGAAAAGCAAGCAGGAGCUGCUCUUUAGCUGUACAUCACAGUAGGCUCUAAGCUGUAAAGACCUGAAAUAUUCAUUUCCCUUUGGGGAAGAUGCCAUUUAUGAUAACCAAAAUAUUAGUUCACACUUUAUCAAAACAGGGGAAGCAAGUAUUUAACCUUCAACACCCCCCGCACCACCCCCGGUGACUAAAUUAAUGCUUUUCUGCAGAACAGAUGUGGCAAUGUACAAGAUUCUCCACCACGCUUCUCUCCUUCCACACAGGGGAAAUCUUAGAGGAAAAAGAAAAAAAAUCUUUUGCAUUUUUUUAACCUCUUGGGGUAAAAUCCUGGCCUGGCGGGGGCAUUGCCAUUGGUGAGUCAUGUGCAUGACUGCAGCGUUUGCUCUGUGGAGAUGGUCGCUGAGGCUGGCACUGGCAGGGUUAUUUUCUGUGUCGCACAGUCCUGCACAGGUAGGAGACAGCCUGUGGCUCCGCCGAGGAUUUCCAGCACGCCGAAGCGAUGCCCGCGGGCUGGAGGCCUCUCAGCUCUUGGCUCCAUGCUGUCUCCUCCCUCGCUGGCCCCGGGACUUUUGGGGCAGUUUCUGUGGUUGGGCUGGACGGUCGCUCCGCCAGGAACGGCUCGUGGCUGGUGUUGGGGGCAUUUCCCUGGUGCCCCUCUGCUUGCGCUGGGGAAGGGAGCUGGCUUUUCUGCUUUCUGUGUGAAAGCAGGUGUGCAAGGGUCAUCCUCGCAGGUGGACAACGGCACACGGGCCCUGGAGGCCUGGUUUUGGAUCCCGAUCAGCCCGGGGUGCAGCGUGCUGGGUGUCUGGCUUCGCUGAGGUCCAGGCUGCCCCACACACGUGCAGAAAUGCAACUUUAGAGAACUGAAAAACUGAAAAAAGAAACGUGCCUGGCGAGUUAAGGCACCUGUAGGAUUAAGCAGGGCAAUCCCACAGGGGUUUUUGGGGUCACAGCUUUGGACUGAAGAGGGAUUUAGGUUUCACUGUUUUCAGGUCUGGCCUUAAGCCUCUCUCCCAAAUUUUUCCAGCCUGUCAGCAAGGGGCUGAGCAGGAAAGAGGUCUUGGAGAGCCGCUCGCCCCGGUCUGCUGGCCUGCACCGGGGCCAACCCCCUUCCGCAGCCAUCGAGCAGCAUUCCCAUCCUGCGGGGAGCAUGCGGAGCGGGGCAAGGCAGCCCAGGGACUGGGAGUUUGGGGGAAGAAAUCCUGAAAAUGGAGUUGCCUGGCGUUUCACCCAGCUGGCUUUUGAAGUCUUUCAUCCUUGGUUGAAUAGAUGUUGCAUUUCAUGAAGUUUAUCCAUGCUUAGCCUGCAGCCCUCCAAAAAGCAGAAGUCAGUGUUUGAUUUUCAGAAUUAUUAAAGUGGUUAUGGUUAGAAACGUGACCGAAAAGAGGGCACAGAAUGUACUGCACCUAUCAGCCGAUAACUACUUGCCGAGUUUUUUCUGAGUCAUUUGACAAGUUUACUGAGAAAAACAAUUUUCUACUUUUGUCAGCAGCGCUGCAGAGCUGUAGCCGAGUGAGGCAUAUCUCCCCGUGAGCAUCGAGGCUGGCAUGUCUCUUCUGAUUACACUAAUUAGGGGAGAAAGAAGCUGGCCAGAUUUUUGAUGGCUGGGACAGGUCGCAGGCUGCAAGUCACAGCCGGGGAGCAUGUUUCCAUCUCUCACAGCAAACUACGGCUGUGCAGAUGCUCAUGGAAAGAAUGACUGCACGGCGGACGGGUCUGAUUUAGACGCUGGCGUAAAUCUGCCGGUUUCUAGAGGGCUAUUCUGGGCUAGCACUUGUGUAAAUGAGGUUAGAAAGGGACUCUGGAUUUGAUAGUCAGGUGACUGAUUGGCAAUUAAAUCUCCAGUUUUUAAGACUCUGAGAACUAUUUAGAGGUACAGCAGCAGCACUGAUACAGUUAAUAUUUCACAUUAGUAUGCAGCUAUGAUAAGUGUAAGACACUUUAACAAUUUACAUGGCAGCUAAAUGAAACGAGUGAAUGCUAAACAACUGUCCAACUAUUGUUGUGCAUAAAAACCUGGUGGAAACGCUUUCUUCUACCUCCGGCAACAGAAUUACAUUCCUUUGGCAGGAAUGUACUUCUACUGGCAAUCUGAUGUUAAUGUAUGCAUGUGGUCAGUUAUUAACAGCAUGAUUCUUAUUAAGGUCAGUGCAUAGGUGUGUGCUCUCCUGUUGUGCGCCAGUGCUCUCCAGGAACGUGCCGUCUGCUUCGUUAAUCGUUUCGACAAGUCAUUCGUCUGCAUCAGUGCAGUGUUUUCCAGUAUUAUUGAGGUAUUUCUGUAACCAUAGCAGUGAUGCCACUUUUGCCGCCUUCGUGGUGAUGCAAACGAGGCAGCCUGUUUGGCUCGGCGAUGCGGAUGAGACGAUGCGGAUGAGACGUUAGUCACGGCUGGAGUCAGAGCGGCCCGAGGGGCGAGCUGGCUGGUAAGAGGUGGGGCAUCGGGAGGCUUCCUGCAGGGCUGCUUUCCCGCGGGGUGAGCUCACUCGCGGAGGGAAGGGUUUGCGAAAGCAGUGCUCGUGGACUGAUGUCAUUGGAAAAGAGAUGCUGGAAAAGCAUGGGACUGACUCAGAGUUAGAGGGAAACCGAGUUCCCGUUGCAGUGACGACACCUGUGCUGUGUAGGUACAGGCAGGCACGAGCCUGGUGUAGGCCGGGGAGAAGAAACCUUGGGUGCUCAUUCGCGUGCAAGACGGUGAUUUUUUUUUCUAUUAAUCAUUCCACUGUGUUUCUGCGUGGCAGCUAUUUCCCAAGCUGGACAUCGGUGGAAUGAGCCUGCCAGGCCGCCCAGGGAGUGCUCGCAGGCUGGGAGAGGAGGCAGCUCCGGCGCGGGGUCCCGCAUCGCGCCCUCAGCCUGCUGCGCGGGCAGGGGCUGGGGCAGCGCUGGCCCUAACUACUUUUAAUUUGUCCUGUCACAACGUGCUUAUCGUAGUGUCCCAAGGGAGGAGCCUUCCCCAUUAGUGUGACUAGCCAGGGAGGAACCCAGGGGAAAGGACUGCUUCCCCACAGCACAGCCCUUGGUGAGGUCUGCUCCAUGAGAAAGACUUAAUUAUUCUGAGAGAGUGCCUCAGGGAGUCAUUUCCCAUUUUAUUACCUGAUCUUGCCAUCUGUACUGUCAUGCUACCGUGCUUCAGAAAUCCCUAUUUCUUCUUUUCCUCUUCCUUCCCAGAGCGUGUGAGAAAUGGCUUGCUAUUUUCAUGACGUUAUUUUCAUGUUGCUGCAGCUGGCAUGUAGGUGAGAGCCUUCGGUACAUGUGCUGUGCACGCAGGGAGCUUCUUGGGGCAGAAAGUCAAGUCAGGGUGCUUAGUUGCAUCCAGGACUCAGUCCAGUGCAUGCUGAAAUCCCUAGUAAUUUGCCAUUAAUGGACAUACUGGAUCAGACCUUCCCUGAAAAGCAGGGAUGUUCUUACCUCCCAGAGGUCCAACACUUGGCAUAAUCAAACACCAUCUUUGCAUGCUUCAAAAACAAAGAUGAAAACUGCCCAGAUUGUGUCUCCAUAUCUAACAUGCUUAUUCUCUUACUUGCGCUUUGAGGUAAGGGGGGUCCUAUUAUUGCUGCUCUACAAAUGGUCAGUAAAAGGACAGUGAGGCUAAGCGAUGCACCCAAGAUCAUGCAGAAGUCUAACAGAGCAAGACCAUACUUAGCUAUUUCCAGAGGGGUUACAGAAACAACCGAGCUAACCUUGGAGCCAAAAGCACGGUUCAGCGACAUCCUAACUGUCUCCCUGUGAAACAGCCUGGGUCUCGGCAUCGUACUGCCACGUUCACAUGACAGCAUGCCCCAGCUGACAAACCCUCGUUCCCAGGAGAUUCUGCUUCUGAAACUUCAGUAUGAGAAUGUGUCUGCUGUGCUCAAGGACCGAACAUGCGUUCCUGUUCACUUUCUUCUCAGUCGUUAAUACCUGCAGCAGUGUAAGUGUAGCCUGUGCAGCAGCAGUCUCUAGGCAAGAUUCCACUGCUGCUGCAAGGCUGGUAGGCUUUUCAAGAUUGGAGUGAAAUUUCUCUUCCUCUGCAGAAGGAUAACUUUGGACUGUGCAUUAUGAUGACCUAAAUUAUGCACACUCCUGAAAACCUAGUGACUUACUCCGGCCCUGAAGUGGGAGCUGCGGCUUUGCAAAGCCCUCUCCUCUCGUACGUGAGUGUCUCCAGGCUGAGUGCCGGUGAAGCGCAGCAGAUAAGGGUCCACCCCUGAGAAACAAGUCUGAGUCACGCUGCUUUGAUUAGAGCAGCGUACCAUUUUGCCAGAAACCCUCCCACCUUGGGACGUUCACACCGCUCGCUUUCCAUGCGGUGAUGCCGCUCGGCUUCCUGCACCCCAGCGCUCCAGCGUGGAGUCUGGAAAAGCCCUUUUCCAGGAGGGGUUUGGCAGCGCCGCUCCCCGACGGGGGGAGGCCAAGGGUGGUGGAAGGGUGGAUGCAAUCACUGCCCCCAAGCUUGGCGCUCUGGGAGACGUAACUCCUAUGAUGGGCCCUCCUUUUGGUCGCGUCCUUCCUCCUGAAUAAAAGAUGAUAAGGAAAUGCCAAGAUUUCCCGCCUCCAUGUGCUAGAGAAACACCUGUGGGUGAAUGAGUUGGUCCCUUUCACUACGUAAUUAAUUCAGCAAAUUACAAAGGGAAAUAUAUGCUGGGAAAAGAGAGAAAAAUCCCAAAAGUUAAUCCGAGAGUUAUUUCCUCCCUAUGCCUGGAUAAAAACACGUCCUUCACAGCUCUUCAGAUCAGACAGAGAGACAAGUGGAUCUACAUCAGGGGAAAAAAGGUCUCCCAGCCAGCCAGCCAGCACGUUGGAUCUCACAGCAGUAUGAAGGGUUCCCACUUUUUCCUCUGCCUCUUUUCUGUUGUGUGCUGGUUGAAUUUGAUGCUAGCAAAUGGGAACAGAAUCUUCCGCUUUGGACCUUGCAGGAUUUCAAUGAGUGUGAAUGAAAUCAGAUCUGGUUUCACUGCAAUUAAAGCAAAUAUUCAAGCCAGAGACCCCAUCAGGACCGUGAGCAUUUUGUCACACCCACACUCUCUGCACAAGACGAAGUCUUCAGAUAAAUGUUGCAUCAUCCAUCACCUCUUCAACUUCUACAUGGACAGAGUCUUCAAACACUGCACGACUGAGGAUUCUUACAUCAACCGAAAAAUCAGCAGCAUCGCCAACUCUUUCCUCAGCAUCAAGAGGAAGCUUGUGCAGUGUCAUAACCAAAACAAUUGCAAGUGUGGCCAGGAAUCCAUGGAGAAAUUCAAGCAAAUAGUCACCAACUACGAAGGGCUGAAUGUCACAUCUGCAGCAAUUAAAUCCUUAGGUGAGCUGGAUAUCCUACUAGACUGGAUGGAGAAGUCUCGUUAGAGAGCAGACAACGCUAAUCACCCAGCAAGGGGGUGGGUUUGUGAAGCUGCUCGAACACAGCGCACGUGCCAGUGGUAGUCAAGAAAAUAAUGUAGUGUUUCAAAGCUGUUUCUCGCUGAUUGUAGCUGAUGUUUGAUCAAACACUGAGUGUUUUGCUAGCUGGGUAGAUCAUUGGAAACACACUGUCUUGCAUUAAGACAGAAAUACCGGGUUCAAUGAAAUCAGCACAGCACUGGUCUUCUAGCAAAGGACACUCUCCAAGAGAAAAUCUAAAAGGUUUCUCCUGUGUUACUAGCAGACAUAUACUAUGAUAAUUUAAUAGAAUUAUUGUUUAAAUUAUAAACUCUUUGUACAGGACUGUAUAUUCAUGAGUACUGAAUCCCUGGUGGGUGCUGUUAUGAUCUAGUUAAUGCUACAGAACAGCGCUUAUAAAGCCAGGCUCAGUUUUAGGAGACUGCGGCCGCUGGUGUGUUCUGGCUGAAAUUAGCAAGCGUACAGUGUGAGACGUGCUUGCAAGAAUAGCCCCUGGCAGGGAUUUCAAGCCCUAAAACCCGGGAUUUCCUUCUGAAAUGGUGUUUUCUGCCUUAACAGUAAAAGAACCAGUUUUCUAUGCAAGAUAUGUGGUUGUUGAAUAGGAGGAAAAAAAUCUUAUGUGUACUAUGCAAUUUAGUGACACUCAGUAGUACACUUUGUAUAAAUUCACUGCAUUUACUGUAAAUAAACCCAAUUCAAAACUGCUA
This is a messenger RNA of Dromaius novaehollandiae (emu), 6419 nucleotides long. RefSeq names its product interleukin-20-like. The transcript is spliced from 7 exons. The coding region runs from base 4972 to 5679 and encodes 235 amino acids. Lineage: Eukaryota; Metazoa; Chordata; Aves; Casuariiformes; Dromaiidae. The record is from RefSeq and is a predicted model, not a curated record.